UCUUGUUUGGACCGUCGAGCGAUCGAGAACCGGAUUUCAGCGCUAGUCGGCGAAUCGCGAGAGCGUGCGUGUAUUUGUGUGUGCGUGUGAGCGUUGUUUUGGGACACCGAUACGGAUACGGGUACGGAUACACGGAUAUUCGGCAGCGGUACGCGUUUAGCAAUCCGCCAACCGGUUGCAACGGUGCUAGUGCACCUCCCUACAAAGAAGUGAAUAAUAGUAUGCAAAGUAUCUGAAAGAUAGCCAAGAGCAGAGCAAAGUAUCUGUGUUUGUGUGUGCCGUGCUUUUGUGCGGAGUCGCCACCCCUGUGGAUUAGUGGCACCCUGCUGCAAAUAGCCCACCACUCUCACAAGUGUGUGUGUGUGUGUUAACAAUUAAUCGCAUUUAAACAACAAUUUGGCCAGCCGCAGUAGCAAUAACGAUAAUUCGGACGUGCCAAGGGUGCUUUUCAUUGGAUUUUUGCGUAAAAUCGAUAGUCAGAUAGACCCGCUCUCUACUGCCAACUUCACACAACCCGCUCAGCGGAAACACGGCAUACGGAAUGAAUGUGCCCAACGAACGCCUCGAAUGGCUAAUGCUGUUCGCAGCUGUUGCCCUCAUUGCUUGUGGUAGUCAGACCCUGGCUGCCAAUCCCCCAGAUGCCGACCAAAAAGGACCCGUCUUUCUCAAGGAACCCACCAACCGCAUUGACUUCUCCAACUCCACGGGCGCAGAGAUCGAGUGCAAGGCCAGCGGCAACCCCAUGCCCGAGAUUAUUUGGAUCAGGAGCGACGGUACCGCCGUGGGUGAUGUGCCCGGAUUGCGUCAGAUCUCAUCCGACGGCAAGCUGGUCUUCCCCCCAUUCCGCGCCGAGGACUACCGCCAAGAGGUCCAUGCCCAGGUGUACGCCUGCCUGGCCCGCAACCAGUUCGGAUCCAUCAUCUCCCGCGACGUCCAUGUGCGAGCCGUUGUGCCACAAUCCUACACCGUCAAUGUCAUGGACGAGUCCAUACUCCGCGGCAAUAGCGCCAUCCUAAAGUGCCACAUUCCCAGUUUUGUGGCCGAUUUCAUAGUGGUCGAUUCGUGGGUGGAGGACGAGGAGCGAGUUAUCUAUCCCCAGGAGGAUAUCGCGGAAAGCGAUGGAAAGUAUCUGGUAUUGCCCUCUGGGGAGUUGCACAUCCGUGAGGUUGGACCCGAGGACGGAUACAAGAGCUACCAGUGCCGAACCAAACAUCGUCUGACGGGAGAAACCCGAUUGAGUGCCACAAAAGGACGAUUGGUCAUCACAGAACCGGUUGGCAGUGUAAGUCCUCAGCUCAGUGGCAAUGGCAAUCAGGAGCACAUAACUCUCACUAGGGUUCCCAAGAUGGGUAGCGUUACGCUGAUGUGUCCGGCUCAAGCCUAUCCAGUGCCCUUCUUUAGAUGGUACAAGUUCAUCGAAGGAACAACCCGAAAACAAGCUGUGGUGUUAAAUGACCGAGUGAAGCAGGUCUCUGGUACUCUCAUUAUCAAGGACGCAGUAGUCGAGGACUCCGGCAAAUACCUGUGCGUGGUGAACAAUUCCGUGGGAGGCGAGAGCGUGGAGACCGUGCUUACCGUCACUGCCCCCUUAUCCGCUAAGAUCGAUCCCCCCACCCAGACAGUUGACUUCGGACGCCCCGCCGUGUUCACCUGCCAGUACACUGGAAAUCCCAUCAAGACCGUCAGCUGGAUGAAGGACGGCAAGGCCAUCGGACACAGCGAACCCGUGCUGCGCAUCGAAUCCGUGAAGAAGGAGGACAAGGGCAUGUACCAGUGUUUCGUAAGGAACGACCAGGAAUCGGCGGAGGCCAGUGCUGAGCUGAAGCUCGGAGGCCGUUUCGAUCCCCCCGUCAUCCGACAGGCCUUCCAGGAAGAGACCAUGGAACCCGGACCAAGUGUGUUCCUCAAGUGCGUCGCCGGCGGAAACCCCACGCCUGAAAUUUCCUGGGAACUCGACGGCAAGAAAAUCGCCAACAACGAUCGCUAUCAGGUGGGACAGUAUGUGACAGUCAACGGAGAUGUGGUUUCCUAUCUGAACAUAACCUCGGUCCACGCCAACGAUGGCGGUCUCUACAAGUGCAUAGCCAAGAGCAAAGUGGGCGUGGCUGAACACUCGGCCAAGUUGAAUGUGUAUGGACUGCCCUACAUCCGACAAAUGGAGAAGAAGGCGAUUGUUGCUGGAGAAACCCUGAUUGUCACAUGCCCCGUCGCUGGCUACCCCAUUGAUUCGAUUGUCUGGGAGCGAGAUAACCGUGCCCUGCCCAUCAACCGCAAACAGAAGGUCUUCCCCAACGGAACGCUGAUUAUCGAGAAUGUGGAACGGAACUCAGACCAAGCGACCUACACUUGCGUUGCCAAGAAUCAGGAAGGAUACUCCGCUCGAGGAUCUCUGGAAGUGCAAGUCAUGGUGCCCCCCAAACUGGCUCCCCUGCCCGUGAAUUCGCCCCCGUACGUGGGCGACUACUACCAGUUGACCUGCGCGGUGGUGCACGACGACGCACCCUUCAACAUUACCUGGUACUACAACAACGAGCCCGCCGGAGACUUGGCCGGGGUCACCAUCCUGAUGCACGGCCGGCGCAGCAGCUCGCUGAACAUCGAGAGCGUGGGGGGUGACCACGCGGGCAACUACACCUGCAAGGGCGCCAACCGGGCGGGCGAAACCACGGCAGAGACCCAUCUGAGUGUCAAGGUACCUCCCAGAUGGAUCCUCGAGCCCACCGAUAAGGCCUUCGCCCAGGGAUCCGAUGCCAAGGUUGAAUGCAAGGCUGAUGGCUUCCCCAAACCCCAAGUCACAUGGAAGAAAGCAGUUGGCGACACCCCCGGAGAGUACAAGGAUCUGAAGAAGAGCGACAACAUCCGCGUGGAAGAGGGCACUCUGCAUGUGGACAACAUCCAAAAGACCAACGAGGGUUACUAUCUGUGCGAGGCUAUCAAUGGAAUAGGUUCCGGCCUCUCGGCAGUGAUUAUGAUCAGCGUUCAGGCCCCUCCAGAGUUCACGGAGAAGCUGCGCAACCAGACCGCUCGACGAGGAGAACCCGCUGUACUCCAGUGCGAGGCGAAGGGCGAGAAGCCCAUUGGCAUCUUGUGGAACAUGAACAACAUGCGACUGGACCCCAAGAACGACAAUCGCUACACUAUUCGCGAGGAGAUCCUUUCCACCGGAGUUAUGUCCAGUCUAUCGAUCAAGCGCACCGAGAGGUCCGACUCCGCCCUGUUCACCUGUGUCGCCACUAAUGCCUUUGGAUCCGAUGACGCCAGCAUAAAUAUGAUUGUCCAGGAAGUUCCGGAGAUGCCAUAUGCUUUGAAGGUGCUCGACAAAUCCGGACGAUCCGUGCAGCUGAGCUGGGCGCAACCCUACGAUGGCAACUCCCCUCUGGACAGGUAUAUCAUUGAGUUCAAGCGUUCCCGUGCCUCCUGGAGCGAAAUUGAUCGCGUCAUUGUGCCCGGACACACCACAGAAGCCCAAGUCCAGAAGCUCAGCCCCGCCACCACCUACAACAUUCGCAUCGUGGCCGAGAACGCCAUCGGCACAUCCCAAUCCUCCGAAGCAGUGACCAUCAUCACAGCCGAAGAAGCGCCAUCCGGCAAGCCCCAGAACAUUAAGGUUGAACCCGUGAACCAGACCACCAUGCGCGUCACCUGGAAGCCACCACCACGCACCGAGUGGAACGGAGAGAUCCUGGGCUACUACGUCGGCUACAAGCUAUCCAACACCAACUCGUCCUACGUUUUCGAGACCAUCAACUUCAUCACCGAGGAGGGCAAGGAGCACAACCUGGAACUGCAGAACCUGCGCGUCUACACCCAGUACUCCGUGGUCAUCCAGGCCUUCAACAAGAUCGGAGCUGGUCCACUGAGCGAAGAGGAGAAGCAAUUCACGGCCGAGGGAACGCCCAGCCAGCCACCCAGUGACACCGCCUGCACUACCUUGACCUCGCAGACCAUUCGCGUCGGAUGGGUGAGUCCACCCCUGGAAUCCGCCAACGGAGUGAUCAAGACCUAUAAGGUUGUCUAUGCCCCCAGUGACGAGUGGUAUGACGAGACCAAGCGACACUAUAAGAAGACGGCCUCCUCCGACACAGUUCUCCAUGGCUUAAAGAAGUACACCAACUACACAAUGCAGGUCCUGGCCACAACAGCCGGAGGCGAUGGAGUCCGCAGCGUUCCCAUUCACUGCCAAACCGAGCCCGAUGUUCCCGAAGCACCCACUGAUGUAAAGGCUCUUGUUAUGGGUAACGCCGCUAUCCUGGUAUCCUGGCGCCCACCAGCACAGCCUAACGGCAUUAUCACCCAGUACACCGUAUACUCCAAGGCGGAAGGUGCUGAGACUGAGACAAAGACCCAGAAGGUUCCCCACUACCAGAUGAGUUUCGAGGCCACCGAACUGGAGAAGAACAAGCCCUACGAGUUCUGGGUGACAGCUAGCACCACCAUUGGCGAAGGCCAGCAGUCCAAGAGCAUAGUGGCCAUGCCCAGCGACCAGGUGCCCGCCAAGAUCGCCUCCUUCGACGACACUUUCACUGCCACCUUCAAGGAGGACGCCAAGAUGCCCUGCCUGGCCGUUGGAGCUCCCCAACCCGAAAUCACCUGGAAAAUCAAGGGCGUCGAAUUCAGUGCCAACGAUCGCAUGCGCCUCCUUCCCGACGGAUCGCUGCUGAUCAAGUCGGUGAAUCGCCAGGAUGCCGGGGACUACUCCUGCCACGCCGAGAACUCGAUUGCUAAGGACUCCAUCACGCACAAACUGAUUGUUCUGGCACCACCACAAUCGCCCCAUGUCACACUGUCGGCCACCACCACGGAUGCACUGACUGUCAAGUUGAAGCCCCAUGAGGGAGACACUGCUCCUCUGCAUGGAUAUACCCUGCACUACAAGCCAGAAUUUGGAGAAUGGGAAACAUCGGAAGUGUCUGUCGACUCACAGAAGCACAACAUUGAAGGACUCUUGUGCGGCUCCCGCUAUCAGGUCUAUGCCACUGGAUUCAAUAACAUUGGAGCUGGCGAAGCGUCUGACAUCUUGAACACCCGGACCAAGGGACAGAAGCCCAAGCUGCCCGAGAAACCUCGCUUCAUUGAAGUGUCGUCCAACUCCGUGUCCCUGCACUUCAAGGCCUGGAAAGAUGGAGGAUGCCCCAUGUCGCACUUUGUGGUGGAGAGCAAGAAGCGCGAUCAAAUUGAGUGGAACCAAAUUUCGAACAACGUGAAGCCCGACAACAACUACGUGGUUUUGGACCUGGAACCCGCCACCUGGUACAACCUCCGCAUCACUGCCCACAACUCGGCUGGUUUCACUGUGGCCGAAUACGACUUUGCCACCCUGACGGUUACCGGAGGCACCAUUGCGCCCCUGGACGACGGAUCCGGCCACGGCAACGUGCACACCCGCAUCCGCCUGCCCGCCUGGAUGCCCGAGUGGCUCGAUCUCAACUUCAUGGUGCCCCUGAUCGCCACCGUGGUCGUGGUGGCGGUGGGCAUCUGCGUGGUAUGCGUGGCCCUAUCCCGGAGGCGAGCGGACGACAUGCGCGGCGGCCAGAAGGAUGUGUACUACGAUGUAGUUUACAAUCAGACAAUGGGACCCGGCGCCACCCUGGACAAGCGUCGUCCGGACCUGCGGGAUGAGCUCGGCUACAUCGCCCCGCCCAACCGAAAGCUGCCCCCCGUUCCCGGAUCCAACUACAACACCUGCGACCGGAUUAAGCGAGGCCGCGGUGGCCUCCGGUCCAACCACUCCACAUGGGACCCUCGGCGCAAUCCCAACCUGUACGAGGAGCUGAAGGCCCCGCCAGUGCCGAUGCACGGUAACCAUUACGGCCACGCCCACGGCAAUGCCGAGUGCCACUACAGGCAUCCAGGCAUGGAAGAUGAAAUCUGCCCCUAUGCCACGUUCCACCUGCUCGGAUUCCGCGAGGAAAUGGACCCCACCAAGGCCAUGAACUUCCAGACCUUCCCCCACCAGAACGGACACGCCGGCCCAGUUCCCGGACACGCGGGCACUAUGCUCCCACCAGGACAUCCAGGACACGUGCACUCCCGCUCCGGAUCGCAAUCGAUGCCUCGGGCCAAUCGAUACCAGCGAAAGAACAGCCAGGGCGGACAGUCCUCGAUCUACACGCCAGCUCCCGAAUACGAUGAUCCCGCCAACUGUGCCGAAGAGGACCAAUAUCGCCGAUACACCCGCGUCAACUCGCAAGGCGGUAGCCUGUACUCCGGACCCGGACCCGAAUACGACGAUCCCGCCAACUGCGCCCCUGAGGAGGAUCAGUACGGCUCCCAGUACGGAGGACCCUAUGGACAGCCCUAUGAUCACUACGGUUCCCGGGGAUCCAUGGGACGUCGCAGCAUCGGCUCUGCUCGCAAUCCUGGCAAUGGAUCACCCGAGCCUCCACCUCCACCACCACGCAACCACGACAUGAGCAACUCCUCAUUCAACGACUCCAAGGAGAGUAAUGAGAUCUCAGAGGCAGAGUGCGAUCGUGACCACGGACCACGCGGAAACUACGGAGAAGACUCCAACGAGGCAGUGAAGCGAUCUCCACAGCCGAAAGAUCAGCGCACCACCGAAGAAAUGCGCAAACUGAUAGAAAGUCGACGACAGUUAAACGAAACCGGCCCAAAACAACUCCAACUCCAACAAGCAAAUGGCGCAGGAUUCACAGCCUACGAUACUAUGGCAGUGUAAUUUGUAAGCGCCUCCAGCGGCGGUGGGCGUGGCAUUUUAGCUUAGUGUUUUAGGCGCAUGAAGUGCGUGGGAGUUGAAUGACACUCAGAGACACAGGACACACAGAUACACACAGACAGAUCAUCAGGACACAAGGAAAGAGAUAGAGGAUAAAGAGAGAGAGAGGGAGUUAUAUACCGCAUAUACACGUAAAAUAUUCAACUACUUCGAGUAAUUAUAGCGAAGGAAUGCAAGUUUCAAGAAACAUAUUUAUAUUGUCUAUGCAAGCAGCAAACCAAACAUACAUAAAGUAUAUAAGUACAUUCAAUAAAUAACUACUAUAAGAGGGUGCUGGAGGCACCAAAGGAAAUUACCCAAGUUAUUCGAGAGGAGCAGAAAACGAAAUCUCAAGAUCAAGAUCAUACUUAUUAUUCGAACUAAUUUUCAAUAAUGUACUUUAGUUUUAAGCGGUGUCUACCGAAAUAUCAGAGCAACAGCAACUGAGAUGGAUUCUUGUGUGUAAGAGGAGAUGAUUCGAAAUCUGCUUGUGUAAACUUUUGCCAUCUAUGCCAGGAGCAGAAAACUCAUCCUUUGCCUAGCCUAAGUCAAAGUCAUAAUAUUAACUCGUCUAAUUGAUAUAUUUAGUCGUAACAUGCGAAUCGUAUGAUUUCUUCCUAUGCAUUUUGUAAUUCGUAUGGACAGCGCACAUUUGGAGUUUUGUUUGCGUUUUGCGUUGACUUGUGAUGAUUGUUAAUUUACAGAGCCGUGUGAGUGGGUACCUACAAUUGUGCCCAACACUCGCUCAGUUCUUUAUUUAGUUCGCCCUUAUUUUUAAUUCAAAAAUGCGCUUCCAACAGAACAAAUCGAAGCUGUUCAAUGCACAAAUCGCAGCCACAACAAUUGAAUGUAUUAUACAAGAUCCCCAGGACACCCAAUACCCCAAAACCCCAAACCCGAAACACAGAUACACUCAAGCACGAUUUAUUAAGCCAAUUCUGAUAUAGACCGUUCUGAACAUGAGUUAUACGCAUUUGAAGCUUUAAGAAAACCAGAAAUUGUUUUUCUCACUUCAUUUGAUCUAUCCUAAGUUGUUAGUUCAUAAGUUGCUAAAUAUAUGAUUUUGAUUUUAUUUAAAAUUUAUUA
Drosophila sechellia is the source of this 7801-nucleotide messenger RNA. RefSeq names its product Down syndrome cell adhesion molecule 1 (gene Dscam1). Gene Ontology annotation, cellular component: plasma membrane; axon. The record is from RefSeq and is a predicted model, not a curated record. The transcript is spliced from 26 exons. Gene Ontology annotation, biological process: dendrite self-avoidance; axon guidance; central nervous system development. Bases 542 to 6679 code for a protein of 2045 amino acids. NCBI's taxonomy places the organism in Eukaryota, Metazoa, Arthropoda, Insecta, Diptera, Drosophilidae. Gene Ontology annotation, molecular function: cell-cell adhesion mediator activity.